Messenger RNA from Clunio marinus, 282 nucleotides. The record is from the annotation of a GenBank genome assembly. NCBI's taxonomy places the organism in Eukaryota, Metazoa, Arthropoda, Insecta, Diptera, Chironomidae.
AUGGCCAGUGAAAGUUUUGCAACCGUUACUAAUCUACUUUCAUCUAUUGAAACGGAAUAUGAAGCCUCACGAGAACUCAAUCAAGAACAAAUAGAGAAAUUGUUUGAAGAACUUAAGAAAUUUGAGAACUGGCAACAUGCAAUUAAAGAAUUUACUUGGAUGUUCGGACUUGGCGAAGAACAAAGACAUAUUGUUGAGAAGAAAGAAUGCCGGAAAGUCUAUCUGGUUGACUUCAAAGCAUGUCACAAGUUUCUCAACAAUUUCAUCUCAUGUCAAGAUUAA